GUUUUAUCGACAAGUUACAUUGUCUGUCAUGGCGUAGUGUUUUUCAGAGUCGUGUUUAUUUAAACCAAAAUAAUGUUUUCGAUACGAGAAAACCCAUUCCACUGUGAUAAAAAACAUAGUGUUUAUUGUAAAAUAUCAUGAUUAGUACGUAAAAUAUAGUUUCGAUUAGAAGUAACCAUUAAAAUGGACAAGAAAAAUGCAAUUCGAAGAGGGAAACGUCCCUCUAAAGUGCUUGAAGAAAAUUAUUGGGAUUGCAGCGUUUGCACGUACAGAAAUAAUGCUGAAGCAUUUAAAUGUUCCAUGUGUGACGUUAGAAAAGGUACCUCGACACGAAAGCCUCGAAUUAACCCAGCGAUGGUGGCGGCACAGGCGGCUGGCACGGCGCCCACUAGCUCGCAGAAGAGACCAAGGUCGGCAAACUCGCUCAAGAAGAAAAGACGUCAGCCACGACUUAACAAUGUCGAUAGAAGCUCUGCACAGACGAGAGAGGUAACGGUAAGCGGUGUGACCGUAGUUAUAACAGAAUAUAAGCCCAAGAAGUCAGUUUCGGCCAGCUCGAGUGACGUGGAAUCCUCCAAUGAUGCACGCCCAUGAUCUCUGUUCUACAAUACAGAUGCCGCCAAACUUGUUUCGAUUUUAACCAAGGAAUUUUAAUUUCCACGGCAGGCUCUGCUCUAUUACUUGUCCGAUAAUGUUUAAGGGGUCGUUGUGAUAGACAUACAGACAUGUCUUAGUUAUACACAAAAGUAGUAAAAAAACAUUUAGCUAGCAUUUAUGUCAAUUAAAAAAGGCGAGGGAUUCCUUAAUUCAAUACCAUUAAUCACAUCUGCGCCUCAAUGGAAUGUGAAACUCAUACCUAAAUGAUGACGUCAUCGUAAACGAUGUGACGUCAUCGUCAGGUGCGUGACCGUGAUAAAUCUCAGGAUUGUGUUGUAAGAGUAAGUUUGGCGGGAUUUGUGUUUGACCAAUCUUUGCAUUUUAUAAAGACCUCUAAAUGUUGAAAAUUUUAUUUACAGUUCUUUAUGUAAUGCUUAACUUUAAUUAAUUUAUUCUAUUGGUAUUGUAUGGUUACAAUGAAAUAUACCUAGGAAAUUUAUGAAUUUCUCUAUCUAUCUAUCGUUUUUUACAUGUUUCGUAUUUUCCGUAUGGUUCGUAAUUUUUUUUGCAAUUUUAUUCGUCAUUGACACGGAUAAGUUUGAUUUUUUAUAUUUCUUACGUAAGGUUUCGCUGUAAGCUCACAAAACCAAUACAAUAUCAUUUAAAUUUAAGGCUUUAAUUUAUUUUAAAAUCACAUUAUUUAUUAAUUAAUAUAAGGAAUCUUUGUAUUGUAUUAUGUUUAAUAGACGACUGAAUAUGUAUUUCAAAAUACGUUACAUUUAGUAGAAUUUGUACAUAAAUGUGUGUUUUAUAAUAAUUUUAUACACAAUUUCAUUAAACAUCACAAUUGCUUGUAGCGAUUCAAUCGUUUUAGACCAACAAGGUUCUAUGACCACUCAAAACAGUUGUAAUGCGUAUAGAUAGUGUCAAGAAUUAUUAAGUAAAGAUGGAAAUCAAAAGGAUGCCUAUAACUCCGACUCAAGCAAGUUAUCUCAGUAUAUUUUGAAUUACCCAAGCGAAAAGAAAUGAGAAAUUGGCUUUUAGACGCAAAUUUUGUUUAUUAAAUAUUAUGUAAUUAAUAUAUGAAUGAAACGUCGUAUUAAGGAUUACGACAAUACUAAAUUUAAUGAUAAUAUAAUUGACCAAUCAAUAUUCUAAUUAAAAUUGGAGUUAAUUAAAAUACGCACACUUAUAGACUUUGUUUGGUCCCGAAUGAAAAUUUGAAAUGUCGAGUCUCUAUCAAUAUUUAUGACAUAUAAUACAUUUUACGUAUUAAAAAAAUGUCAUUUUUAAUUAAAUAAAUGGACGCUCGCGAUUGAUUGCUACGUUGCAUCGCGUAAUUGUCCUAGAAAUGGACUGGGUCUGAAGCCAUUGUUUGGAUUUUCGUAACUUUGAUUCGUUUGAAACUAAUAAUAUACACUAAAAUCUGAGGUAAUAUUUGCUAUGGACUGUAGUGAUUUUGUAUGUAAUGCGGAUUCUCCUUUCCUUUAUAUAGAUAUGUAAAGAAUGUAUAUAAGAAAAAGGACCAGCGGGGUCACUGCCAAGAAGAUGUAUAUAGCGGGAAGAGUAUAAAUAGUUGGGAUAUCAGAUGUCAAUUUAAAAAAGUAUAUGCUUAUUCUGACGUAUAUAAGUAACGUACAUAACGAUAGUAAAUGGUUUUUAAACAAAAAUAAUUUCAAAUUAUAUAUAAUAUUACCGAAGAUGUACAACGAAGGUGUUAUAGAUAAUAAUACUCAAAUAUCUACAACGGUUAUUAGAAUUUUUUAAUUUUACAGACUGAAAAAUGGUAUCGUACGUCAUAAUAAGCACAAUUUGUAUAUUAAAGUAAUCGUAUGAUGACUUGGAUAUUAAUAAAAUGGCACAAAAGUUUAUCAACAAUAACAUAAUUAUCACAUUUAUUUUCAUAAUUUUUCGUAAUUAUUGUAAUAUUAAGAUUAAUUUUAUUUGUUACCAAUCACGGUUUAAGUAUUUAUUUAUAGUUUGUAAUUUAGUGUUUAAGUUGGUGUUGCCUGUCUGCUCCAUCGUAUUACGUGGACUUUUUUUAUAUUUUGCUAGAAAAAAUAUGAUUUGGUGGUGUACACAAAGUAGAGUAAAUUUGGUGUUGUAAAUGCUUUAAGUAGAUUUCGGAUUCAGACACAUUAAUGUUAUGUUGUAUCUAAGUAUAAUAUGUAUUAUGAAUACAUAUUGACUGCUAUAUAUGAUACAUCAGAUUUGGCAUCAAAGUUCCGAUCUAACGAAAUUCAUUUCACGAAUAUAAUCGGUUCGUUUUUUAAAUUCGUAACGUCUUGCCUUUUUUCAAAUAUUUUUUUUAAAUAUUUGACAAGAUUUUUAUGUUUUAAUUUUACACAAUUCUGUUUUACAAUGUAUGUUAAGGAUUCGUAAAGUACUCGAAAGCUUAGGUUAGGAAUUCACAAUAUUUUUAUACCAAUGCAUAAUAUAGUGAU
Molecule: messenger RNA, 3041 nt
Organism: Pieris rapae (cabbage white)
Lineage: Eukaryota; Metazoa; Arthropoda; Insecta; Lepidoptera; Pieridae
Gene: RYBP
Product: YY1-associated factor 2
Exons: 3
Coding region: 184-594 (136 amino acids)
Biological process (GO): positive regulation of DNA-templated transcription
Cellular component (GO): nucleus
Molecular function (GO): DNA binding; transcription coregulator activity
Source: RefSeq, a predicted model, not a curated record